Molecule: messenger RNA, 507 nt
Organism: Fusarium vanettenii 77-13-4
Lineage: Eukaryota; Fungi; Ascomycota; Sordariomycetes; Hypocreales; Nectriaceae
Exons: 4
Biological process (GO): glucan catabolic process
Molecular function (GO): beta-glucosidase activity
Source: RefSeq, a predicted model, not a curated record
CUUUCUCUUGAAGAGAAAGUAUUACUGUUAUUAGCAGUAGACUGGUGGCGAAUACCCACUAUCCUGCGGGACGGUAAGGUCUUGGUACCUAAUGUAAAGUCCAGUGAUGGUCCAAAUGGCGCAAGAGGGGAAAGUUACGUGAGUAGCGUUAAGGCUACCUGUUUUCCUUGCUCGACAUGCUUAGGCGCCUCAUUCGAUACCGAUGUUGCCUUCCAGAUAGGGCGCUACAUUGCUCUUAAGGCGCUUUUAAAGUCAGCUAAGAUAUUGCUAGCUCCCACAGUCAAUAUGAUCAGAUCCCCGAUAGCCGGCCAUAACUAUGAAACAUUCUCCGAAGAUCCGUGGGCCUUAGGCACACUCGGCGCUACAUAUGUCAAAGGAUCCCAAUCUGUCGGCGUAGCUGCUACCCCUAAGCAUUUUAUCGCUAAUGACGUCGAGAAGCGCAGGCGAUUUCUCUUAGCCGAGGUCGACGAGAGGACUCUAAGGGAAAUUUACUUCUUGCCGUUUUAG